Molecule: messenger RNA, 1317 nt
Organism: Cuscuta europaea
Lineage: Eukaryota; Viridiplantae; Streptophyta; Magnoliopsida; Solanales; Convolvulaceae
Source: the annotation of a GenBank genome assembly
CCGCGCCUCAAACUAAACAACCCGAUCGUUUCACAAAUCACAAUACCGGUAAACAACCCAUUAGAUACUCCCAAAACCACCACAAUUUUUAGUUCGCUCAAGGAGAAUGGAGGGAAAGCGUCCAGGUUACUCGCACUGUGAAGUAUUGCGAAGGCUGAAAGAGGUAACUCGAUCUAUUGUUGAAGAUCUCGCGAAAAAUCGCUCGCCAAUCAUUUACAUCGAUCGGUUCAGAAAUUACUGCACAGAUGAUUCGGGAAACUGUUAUUGCAUCUCUGGUUUGUCCAAUGGGAAGGAAGUCAUUACACUGAAGAGGGAAUGUCAUGCGCGUAGGCUAGAUGUUUUUUUAAGAGUGCUACUAAUCAUUCAGCAACUUUUGCAAGAAAACCGGCAUGGUUCAAAAAGAGACAUCUAUUACAUGCACCCUUCUGUUUUUAAAGAUCAAGCAACCGUUGACCGAGCAAUUAAUGAUAUAUGCAUACUUUUGCAAUGCAGUCGACAUAACCUGAAUGUGGUUUCAGUUGGGAAUGGUUUAGUGAUGGGCUGGCUACAAUUUGUGGAAGCUGGGAGAAAAUUUGACUGUAUUAACAGUCCAAACACAGCACAUCCCAUUCCUGUUCAUGUAGAAGAGGUUGAAAGUAUUAUAAGUGUUGCACAGUACAUUUUAGUUGUGGAAAAGGAAUCAGUAUUCCAACGACUAGCAAAUGAUCAGUUCUGCAAAAGAAAUCAUUGCAUUGUCAUUUCAGGAAGAGGUUAUCCGGAUGUUCCCACUAGGAGAUUCCUGAGGUUGCUUACUGAGAAGUUGUGCCUGCCAACAUAUUGCCUAGUAGAUUGUGAUCCUUAUGGCUUUGACAUCUUGGCAACAUACAAAUUUGGCUCCAUGCAAAUGGCCCAUGAUGCGAAUUUUCUGCGGAUCCCUGAGAUAAGGUGGCUUGGAGCCUUUCCUCUAGAUUGUGAUAGCUACUGUAUUCCACAACAAUGUCUUCUGCCCUUGACAGAAGAAGAUAAGAAGAGAGUUCAAACAAUGUUACUAAGAUGCUACUUGCAAAGAGAAGUGCCUAAAUGGAGAAUUGAAUUAGAGCUGCUGCUACAGAAAGGAGUCAAAUUUGAGCUUGAAGCGUUGUCUGCCUGCUCACUUUCAUUUUUGACAGAUGUUUAUUUACCAUCUAAUAUUCAAGGCGGAAGGUAUAUAUGAAACAUAUUUACCAUUCUUCUAGGCUCCCCUUGUAUUCUUUAUGUUUUACUGGGCUAAUUCGUUUAUGGAAAAUCCGAUAUUGAUAGUUCAAACGUGUGCUAGUUUUGGUUGUGGCAACAACAGGA